Molecule: messenger RNA, 2034 nt
Organism: Lutzomyia longipalpis
Lineage: Eukaryota; Metazoa; Arthropoda; Insecta; Diptera; Psychodidae
Product: probable cytochrome P450 304a1
Exons: 5
Coding region: 197-1735 (512 amino acids)
Molecular function (GO): oxidoreductase activity, acting on paired donors, with incorporation or reduction of molecular oxygen; iron ion binding; heme binding
Source: RefSeq, a predicted model, not a curated record
UAUAUAUUAGCAGCUUUUUACUGCCUUAUUUUUUUUUUACAGUGCGACCAAGUUAAUAAAAGCUGCCUCUUAAGUGGCUCCCCAGUCAAUCUUAAACUUCCAUUCAGUCUGGUUCAAAGUUUAUGGGAAAUAGUGGAUACGUUGUUUUGAUUUUUGUGAAUUCAUUCAUAGUGCGGAGUGUAUUUUAAUUAGCACCAUGCUCUCGAUAAUACUAUUUGGAUUAAUUUUAAUAAUUCUAAUACGUGAGGCCUAUAAAUUCAUGUACUAUAGGCCACCAAAUUUCCCGCCAGGUCCACCGCGGAUUCCUAUAUUUGGAAGUUAUCUCCUAAUGCUCCUAAUGAACCGAAAGGAUCUCCAUUUUGCCGCUCUUACCCUUAGCAAAUGGUACAAAUCAAAAGUUAUUGGCCUGUACCUCGGUGGUACUCCAACUGUUAUUUGCCACGAUAGUGAGGGAGUUAAAGAGAUUCUCAAUAGAAAUGAAUUCGAUGGGCGUGCGGAUAUUUAUUUAGCUCGUAUGCGAGAUCCUAAUCACAAUCUUCGUGGGAUUUUCUUCACGGAAGGUCCUUUCUGGAAAAAUCAGCGACGAUUCACGCUAAGGCACCUUCGUGACUAUGGCUUUGGGAGACGUUUCACUGAAUUGGAAAUUGAAGUUCGAGAUGAGAUUUGCUUAUUUUUGGACAUUCUCCGAAAUGGACCAAAAUAUCCGCAUGAACAUGGUAUGAUGAAAAAUGGGCAUGUUCUAAUACCUGACAUCUUUUUUGCCUCAAGUGGUAAUGCAUUUCUCAAGAUUAUGUCUGGAGAUAAACUCCCUCGCGAGGAGCAAGGAAUUCUCUUUGAAACCGGUCGUCGCGGGGUUCAAUUCCAAGCCGCUGGCGAUGAUUAUGGCAAGUUGUUGAGUGUUAUUCCCUGGAUCAGACACAUAUUUCCGGAUAAGAGUGACUACAUUAACCUUCGUGAUGGAAAUGGUGGGAUCUACGAUUAUAUAAAAUCCAUCAUUGAUAGACAUAUUGAGACGUUUGACGAAACGCACGACAGAAAUUUCAUUGAUCUCUACAUCCAGCAGAUAAAAGCACAGGAAAAGGAAGGAACGGAAAAUCCAUAUUUUCACUACGAACAACUGAUUCUGAUUUGCGUGGACUUUUUCUUCCCUGCUCUAACUGGAGUUCCAGUGACCCUGGCACUCUUCUUCCAGCGUCUUCUGUACCAGCCUGAAAUUCUUGCAAAGAUGCAAAAAGAAAUUGACGAAGUUGUUGGCAGAGGUCGACUUCCAAGUCUCGAUGAUAGAAUCAACCUUCCCUACGUGGAGGCUACUGUUCGUGAAAUAAUGCGCUUUGAGACCCUCGUGCCAUCUUCCAUUCCCCACAAAGCUCUCGUUGAUACAAAAUUCAUGGGCUAUGACGUCCCAGCGGGUUCUUUUGUAGUUCCAGGAUUAUACGCUCUACACAAUGAUCCUGACGUCUGGGGAGAUCCACAUGUUUUCCGCCCUGAACGAUUAAUUGGACCAGAUGGAAAACUUUCCCUAAAGCUCGACAAAUCCCUGCCAUUUGGUGCUGGGAAGCGACUCUGUGCGGGAGAAACUUUUGCACGCAACACCCUCUUCCUCAUGAUUGCUGCUCUUGCACAAAAUUUCAACAUAAGACAAGCACCCGGUGAUAAGCUUCCGGAUCUCAAGAAAAAUUAUACCGGCAUUAUACGGAUGACACCGCAGUACUGGCUCAAGUUUGAAUGGAGAUGAAAUCAAGGCUAUGUCGGAGCUUUUUAAUUAAUCGCACACUCUUAUCAUAAUGAUGCGUUUCACAACAUGCGUGUUUUAUUUAAUGUCGCGUGUUUUAAAAUUUUUAUUAUUGAGACAUUUAUGAAUUGGUCUUGAUAUAAAAUUAUCUCAUUUUUUUUAAAUGGUCGGCUGUCUAAAAUACAUAAAAGUUUGGCGGGUAAAAGUCAAUGCAAAUGAACCAUAUUUAGAGACAUGAUUAUACUAAAUGAUAUUGGGGUAAUUUGUACAAAAUGUGGUAAUAAAAACAAUGUUAAAAAUUA